AUGACAGUCCACAGGAUGCUCACCUUGAAUUUCACCAUUUUUAACCCAGACGCCUUCGUUUUGGUGGGGAUCCCAGGGCUGGAGAAGCUCCACAUCUGGAUCGGGAUUCCUUUCUUCAGCAUCUACCUGGUGGCCCUUGCAGGUAAUGGCAUCCUUCUCUACCUCAUCGCCGUGGACCACAGCCUCCACGAACCCAUGUUCUUCUUCCUCGCGAUGCUGGCCUCUACAGACCUCGUGUUAAGUACCACGUGUGUCCCCAGCACCCUGGGCAUAUUGUGGUUGAAAUCUCAGGAAAUCACCUUUCCUGGCUGCCUCACUCAGUUGUUCUUUCUCCACUUCAGCUCUUUCCUGGAAUCAGCCAUCUUGGUGGGCAUGGCCUUUGACCGCUACGUGGCCAUUUGCUCCCCUUUGAGGUACACCAGUGUCUUGACGCCUAGGGCAGUCGUCAAGAUCCUGGUGGGCAUUGUGGGUCGCAGCUUUGCCGUCAUAUUUCCUGUUGUUUUCCUGGUGAAGCGUUUGCCCUUCUGCAGGACACGCACCAUCCCCCACACAUUCUGUGAGCACAUAGGGGUGGCCCGCCUCGCCUGCGCCGACAUCUCCGUCAAUAUCUGGUACGGCUUUGCUGUGCCUCUGAUGACAGUUAUCGCAGACACAGUCCUCAUUGGUAUUUCCUAUGCUCUCAUCCUUCAUGCCGUUUUCCACCUUCCGUCCCGAGAUGCCCGCCAGAGAGCCCUGGGCACCUGCGGUUCUCACGUCACUGUCAUCCUCCUUUUCUACAUCCCCGCCGUGUUCUCGGCCCUGACUCAUCGCUUCGGCCACAAUAUCUCUCAGUCUUUUCACAUCAUGUUUGCCAACCUCUACGUAACUAUCCCUCCUGCCCUCAAUCCCAUCAUUUACGGUGUCAAAACAAAGCAGAUCAAGGACAAGGUCAUCCUUCUAUUCAUCCCUAAAGGGAUGCAGUGA
This is a messenger RNA of Sus scrofa (pig), 963 nucleotides long. RefSeq names its product olfactory receptor 52H1-like. The record is from RefSeq and is a predicted model, not a curated record. NCBI's taxonomy places the organism in Eukaryota, Metazoa, Chordata, Mammalia, Artiodactyla, Suidae. Gene Ontology annotation, molecular function: G protein-coupled receptor activity; olfactory receptor activity. Gene Ontology annotation, cellular component: plasma membrane. Gene Ontology annotation, biological process: G protein-coupled receptor signaling pathway.